UAUUUCCAUAAUUAUUGUCAUGGAAACUGUUUAGCUAGGCUGUGUGCAUAAAAUAAAAAACAGUAAAAGAUGUCGCUGUCUUUAGAUAAGGGCGAACUUCUGCCGGCUGUUUCCUCGACGCUACAGUCUCUGACCGAGCAGAGAAAGUUGGAUUACAGUCGGUCCUGCAUUAAACUGGUGGAUCGGGUUGAAAACAAGUACCCUCUGGCUGACAUUAUCAUGAGCAGUUGUACCGGGACAAAGGUGAAUGGAAAUCUUGUUGGCGAGGGGAGUGCCAAGUUCCACGAUGGACACUCGUAUCAGGGAUGUUUCAGCAAUGGAUUCAUGGAUGGACAGGGAAAGUAUACAUGGAAGGAUGGCGUUGUGUAUGAGGGAGAUUUCAGAGAGUGUAAGAUCACAGGACAGGGAACAUAUAUCUGGCCUGAUGGAAGUACUUAUGCUGGUGAGGUUCUCAAGGGCAAGCGUCACGGUACUGGAACGUACUAUUGUGCACACACGAGUGCAACAUACACUGGCAGCUGGGUGGGCGGGGCCAGAGAGGGACAAGGCAAACUGGUAUACGAUGAAAACGGACUCAGCUACUAUGAUGGAGAGUGGGCGUCCAAUCGGAUAGAGGGAUAUGGAGUGAGGAAAUACAGGUCUGGCAAUGUGUACGAGGGUAUGUGGCAUGCCAACAAGCGUGAAGGUCAGGGGACCAUGUCCUGGUUGGAUCGAGGAGAGAGAUACAGUGGGGAGUGGGUGAGCGGUGUGCAGACUGGAUACGGGGAACAUGUGUGGAUUAUCGGUGGGACAGACAAUGCUCAGUACCCUGUGUGCAAUCGCUAUGUUGGAGACUGGGAGAAUGGAGUAAGAGAAGGCAAGGGAACCUUCUAUUAUGCAAGUGGUGGAGUGUACACUGGUGAAUGGGCCAACAACAAGAAGCAUGGUCAGGGACGAUUUGUGUUCCAGAGUGGCAAGAUCUACGAGGGACUAUUUGAUGCUGACACGAUGGCAGACGAACAGAGCUCUUCUCUGAGAGAAAGGGUUUUCAGACCAAAGACCCCUUUAGGCAGUCUCAUCGGUGACAUUGACAGUUCAGAGCAGCUGAGUGGAGGUUCUGUGACUGAGAAAUUCAAUCUUCAGAUCCAUCGAGUCAUCCCGCUCCAUGAUGACAAGCAGCACGAGCUGAAGCAGGUCCACUGCGUUCUACUACGGUUCAUUACACAGCUCAAAGUCAUCUAUCAUCUGUAUAGCUCUCUAGGUUGCUCUGAGGCAGUGGCCUCCCCACAACGCACCAUGACAAGACUACAGCUAUGGAGGUUACUCAGGGACUGUAAGCUACACCAUCUCGGCUUCACACUCUAUGAGGCUGACAUCGCAAUAGAUCCUGACUCCCCUGCCUCCUCUGCCCACGAUCCAAACACCACCUUCCUGAUGAGGGAGUUCCUACAAGUACUGGUCUUCCUAGCAAAUUUUAUCUAUAAUGAGAAGGGUAUCCCCACCAGCCAGCGUUCUAAUGACACCCUGAAUGGUCGACUGUCGAGGCAUCUUUCUGAGCUGAUAUCAACCCACAUCCUGCCGCUAGCAGGGUCCCUCGGAGAGCUACUGUAUGGACAGGGCAGGGAGAACACUGAGCUGACAAUGAGUUACAGGGAGGACGUGUGGAGACUGUUUGAGAGCAUCAGAAACAAAAGUGCUACUGAUGAGAGAGCAGUCACUGUUAGAGACACACUCUUGCUCCUCCAGGACUGCGGCAUGAUCAAUGGAGUUCUCACAGCUGCAAAGGUCACCUCUCUCCUGGUUAAAGAUGAUCCCCUGGCUUACAAUGAGGGCUACUACAACACAGACCUCAAUGUUGUGUUCCUUGAGUUCUUUGAGGCCCUCCUCAAGUGUGCAGUUGAAUGGUCCUCCAACCAUGUCUCUGUCAUAGUGGUACCGGAACAGGAGGAAAACCCUGAAAGUCCCAAAAGUCCCACUGAGGGAUGGAGCAACACUCUGCAAACUUUCUUCACUGACUUUCUCUCUAGAGUUAGGUAUUAACUUGUCAUCAUGCCUUAAUUGUAUGUCUUUCACAAAAUUAUAAUUGACACA
Molecule: messenger RNA, 2070 nt
Organism: Halichondria panicea
Lineage: Eukaryota; Metazoa; Porifera; Demospongiae; Suberitida; Halichondriidae
Product: radial spoke head 10 homolog B-like
Exons: 15
Coding region: 70-2019 (649 amino acids)
Source: RefSeq, a predicted model, not a curated record